CUAUCAUCACAUGCCGAGUCCAUACUGCCAUACAGGCUAAUCCUGUGAAAACUGUACUGAAUCCGCACACUGAGGGAUCCUCACAUGAUGGGUACAGUAUCACCCACAUUGCCACUCAAGGCCCGCCUCACACCAUUGGCCUUCCAGCUGCAAAGUCGCCGCGCCUUCAGGACGACAUCCCGACUACGAUUACAGGACGAAAAGCAACCGGAAACACUGGACAGAAAGCAUGCGCCGCGAACCAAACCACUUACUGAAGCUCAAAAGAAAUUUCUCGAUUCCGCACUCCGAGUCAACCAGGCAGGCGAAUUAGCAGCGACCUUGAUUUAUACCUCGCAAACUCCUCCGGUCAUCAAAGCACAUCCACACCUGCGACCGUUGAUGAGACAUAUGUAUGACCAGGAAGAAGGGCAUUUCAAGAAAUUCAACGAACUGCUUGCCAAACACCGCAUACGACCGACUGCGAUGUAUCCCGUCUGGCAUGCUGCUGCCACUGUCCUCGGUUGGGGGACAGGUGUGCUAGGUCGAGAAGCUGCGAUGGCUUGUACUGAGGCGGUAGAGACAGAAAUUGGGGACCAUUAUAACAGUCAAGUGCGAGAGCUAUUGUCGUGGUUCAAGGACAUGGAAGAAAGGGGAGAGGAGCCCGGGGAGGAGUUGAGAGAGUUGAUCAAGGACAUCAGACGGAUACGAGAUGAAGAAUUGGAGCAUCUGGAUCAUGCAGUCGAGAACGACGCGAAAGAGGCGAAUCCAUAUGAGCUUUUGACUGGAGUCAUCAGAGGUGGCUGUCGAGGCGCGAUCUGGAUAAGCGAGAAGAUAUGACAGUCGCAAAGCCAACGAGGCUCUUUGAUGACAAGGGCCUUCACUUCAACAGGGAUUGAUUGCGGAGCCAGCGCACCCAAUAUCUCCCUCAACCUUUAAAACCAGACCCAUGCUCGACGUAGCAGUAUUGCAGUGUCGAACCACGCUACUCUACACGA
Molecule: messenger RNA, 977 nt
Organism: Cercospora beticola
Lineage: Eukaryota; Fungi; Ascomycota; Dothideomycetes; Mycosphaerellales; Mycosphaerellaceae
Gene: CAT5
Product: putative monooxygenase CAT5
Biological process (GO): ubiquinone biosynthetic process
Cellular component (GO): mitochondrial inner membrane
Molecular function (GO): 3-demethoxyubiquinol 3-hydroxylase activity
Source: RefSeq, a predicted model, not a curated record